AUGGGCAUUCUGGGAGAAGCCUCCUGGAGAGAAGGUGCUCAGAGCUACCAAACCACACAGUGCAUCCAGCUGGCAAAGCCCCUGGUCAUGUGGGAUGUCCUAUCUCCUCCUCUGCAGCCCCACCAGGUGCCAGUGGGUGUCCAUUACUGUGGGUUAAAUUUUGCUGGUAUCUUGGCCUGGCAGGGAUUGUAUCAGGAAAAUCAUGCUCUUCCCUUCACUCCUGGUGAGAAGGUGACUGGUCUGUGCAGAAAGUGUAGAGGAUACAGAGUAAUUGGUGUAACUGGCAUUAAAGCUAUGGCAGCAGAGUGUGUCACUGAUACAGAGCAGAUGCUGUGGCCAAUCCUUGAAAACGUUGCUGAGGAUGCGGUGACAUUGCCAACCACCUGUGGCACAGCCUCACUGGUUCUCUACCGUAGUUUCAGCUGGGUGGGGGGAAAGUGUGCAGAUGCCAUGGAGGUGAUAGCAGCAGCUGGAAGUGACCCCAAAUAUGAGCUGGCUUAGAAGAGUGGCGUGAGCCAUGGCAUGGGCUACAGUUGGAGCAGACAGGAGGUGAAGAAGCUCACAAGCAGCAGAGGGAUCAAUGUGACCAUCAAGGCUGCCAGCAGGGACAUUCUCAAGGCAGCUCUUCAAAGAUGCACUGAAGUUGGCAUUGUGAGGAUGGAUGUGGAUUUUGCCAAAGGAAAAAUCCCCUCAAUGCUCACUAAUCUGCUGUUUCCAAAAAAACAUGUCAGCCAUGGGAGCAUCCUGAGUCUAUACCAGGAAGUUGACUUCCUCAUUUUUUCCUCUGCUAUCUCCUCCAUUCCCCAACAAUGCCCAGAAAGGAAUAUCAACCGUGUUGAAACACUCUUCAAACUAGAAGAGGUUUACAAAGCCUCCAACGCUGUGCUCCAGUGCAAUCCACAGGAAAUGUCAUUAUCUCCAUGA
Messenger RNA from Athene cunicularia (burrowing owl), 924 nucleotides. RefSeq names its product quinone oxidoreductase-like protein 2. Gene Ontology annotation, cellular component: mitochondrion. NCBI's taxonomy places the organism in Eukaryota, Metazoa, Chordata, Aves, Strigiformes, Strigidae. The record is from RefSeq and is a predicted model, not a curated record. Gene Ontology annotation, molecular function: oxidoreductase activity.